CACAAUCAUAUGACAACUAAUAUUGGCAGGCAUUUAUGGUGGGUAUUACCAAAGCUAUAAUGACUUGUGGGGAUUUGCCACUUGUAUAUUGAUAUCUUAAAGAAGGCUUUAAAAACUAGUAUGGCCUGCAUUAUACUCAGCAUUUUCAACCAAGAAGCUCGAUCAGCAGGUCCGGCGGUGUCCUGAACAAAAUUCUGUCCGAUCACGUUCUCAUUCAAAUGACAUUCAAAGUACAGAUUUAAAAUUGGUCACAGUACAAGAAGGACUUCUUCAAAUCUUGGUACCAUUUCGGAUUGAAACGCAAUCAAAUAGUUCAUCCAUCUGAUCACUCUAGCUGAAGAUACUGAACUCGUCAUUUCGAUUACAACAAAAGACAUGGCUGUUUCCCGGAACGAAGAUAACACACAAAAGGGUCUUCAAACCUUGGAAGAAAGCCUCUCAGAGAUGCCCUUGAACAUGCGGCUUUUCUCACUCUCGAUGCGUUCUCUGUAUGCUGACAAAGCAGUUGGAGGGGGCAACAAAGCUGCUGUAGACUUCCGAAAGCUCCGUGACAACACACGGGACGACGCGAUGGUUUAUCUAAAAGGAGUGCUUCCGGUGGCCACCAAGUUCGUUUCCAACAUCAGUGAGUUCUUCGAGUUUUACACUGCUCUUUCGUACGAAGAAUGGUGCGAGAUGUUGAAAGAUAUCCAACAGGAAAUAAGCAGCUAUAAGGGACUUGCGGUGAUCCUAGUGCAGAUGCACCAAGAUAUACUGGUACCGCUAAAGAAAAGAGAAGACGAAGCCACUGUGAUUGUCAAGUCACUCCAAAACCUACAAGCGGAGUACGACAAGAAAAGAAGAGAACUCGAAAGUUCCGCUGCAACAAAAAGCGGAUGGGCAAUUGGGCUGUCAUUUGUUCCCUUUAUAGGCGCUAUAGCAGGCCCAGUGCUAGCUGCCUCCGCAAACAGUGACCUCGCAGAAGCAGUCGCCAAAGGAGAAGAGUGCUACAUUCAGGAAAGAGCCGCCAUUGCGAUCAAGGAAUGUCUCGUCCCUGCCCUCAAAAACUUCAUCGGUGGUCUUGAGGCUGCAGCCGGUUUCUUUUCUGUCAUGGAGAAUGACCUGGCGAAGUUUGAGGGCAAAGCCAACAAAGCCUUAGAAAAUAAACUGAUGCUUCAUUACAAAGUGAUGAAGAAAGAAGCCGAAAAGAUGGAUGGGCUGUGCAUGAAAUUCCACGCUGUUCUACCGGCCGUCCGUACUGAUUUUCUCGCCAUCCCUACGACUGGAACCGACAAGUCCUACGUUGAUAAGUGGCUUGAAGAGCAGAAGAAGGUCAUCAAAAGAAAGCUAAAAGAUAAGGCUGGGGGUAUCUUAAAGGCCAUCAAAGAUUCUGACCCUGCUUCUGAAAAUUAACUUUAACGAAGCAGAACGGAAUAUCGCGGGCUGAAAAUCCUCUUUUGUAUAAAGCACUGGCGUACAUUAUUGGGCUCGCGGGCAUGCCCCCCCCCCCAAAAAAAAAAAGUUUCACAACCGAGGAAACAAAACAGAAACGGAAAGAAAUUGAAAAUUAAAGAGGAUGGAAUUUUAUGGUAUUUUCUAUGUCGUGAAAAUCUUUACCGAAAUUAGAUUUUGGUAGUAAAAGGUCAAAUUGUUCUGUCUUGCAACGUUAUAGAAAUAUUUCACCAUAUGGCACAUCUGACUCCUAAAAUUUUUGGAUCCAUUGCGAUCUGGUAUAGACGACCAUUCCCACUCCCUUUAAAUCCCUUGAGGAAUGAAAUAUUGCAUGUUUUAAUCAGCACAUGCCCAUGCAGCGAUGGAUUGGGGGUACUUGAUCCCCAAAGUUCCAAGAUGAAAAAGAAAAUGAGACCAAAAAAACACAAUAAAUAACUUCAAAAUGACACUGUCAAUUCAUCAAAAUAAAAUCGAUUUACUUUUUUAAAAAAGGGGAAAAAAUGGUUCAACACAUGGCUCAAGAAAUUGUUCAACUGUUUCUUUCUCCUCCCCCCCCCCCCCUUACAUACAGCCUUAUUUUCGAUAUCGAUCCACCUUAGUUGCGAGCAAGAUAAACUAAAAGAAAAUCUGUUUUCACCACAUCCAUAUUGCACCUUCCCAGUGGCGUACCUAGGAUUUUCCACAGGGGGGGGGGGGCAAAUCGGCCGCAAAAAAAAGGUCUUCAAUCAAAAAUAAAGGUUUUCGUACCAGAAAAAAAAUUGACGAGCAAAAAAAAAAAGGUCUUCAAGCUCGUCAGGGAGGGGGGGAUAUGUUUUUUGUAUGGGUUGUGGCUCGUCAGGGGGGCAGACUGCCCCCCCCCCCCCCGUAGGUACGCUAGUGCACCUUCCUUUGGCUUAGCAAAAACAUUUCGUUACAAUUGCCAGCCACUGAUCUGUUUAUCAAACACACACACAUAAAAAGCACCUCAUCUGAAAUUGUGACUGUACAAGGUUUAUAUAGGCAUCAUGAUUUAUGGCGAAAAAGUCCACGCUUUUUAAAGUCAAAUUGCUAUCAUUUGAAUUAUUAACUUGAUUGGUGUGCAUUUGUAUUUGUAUAUGUUUUCCAUUUAGGGCAUUAUCUAAAAUGUCUUUGGCACGAAGUUGCGGCUUAUUAUUGAAAACACUUAAAGAUUAUAUGAUUGCAAGUUAAAGGAUGUUCGGUAUUAUAACAUUGUUGUCUAGAAAUCGGAAGUUAUUUUAUAUCUUUAGAAUGAAGUUUAAUAUUUGCAUCAAUUUAUUGUUAUUUUAAUUGGCCUAUAAUACGUAUAAUAAUAGGCCUAUGCGGUGCGAAAAUGAAAUCUUGUGUGUGCGGUUUUUUUUUUUUUUUUUUGAGGGGGGUAGGUAGUUUUUGUAUGCCUUGGUAUUUUCUGGUCUUCAGAUGGCGUUGACUUCGGUGGUGGCAUUUGACUAGUUUGCAGCACAGACCCUGAUUGGAACUUUCAGUACACAAGGCAUGAGUAGGCUGCACAUUCAGACCCUUAACUCGAGUGAAGGGUUUGCCCAGCAGACUAGCAUUUGAUGUCGAUCGUGUAUGAUAUUGUUCAGAGAAUGCACUCUAAUAUGAAGUGUAGAUGUGUAAACCCCGAACCACGGUAUUAACAAAAGUGGAAAGUCUAGGCCUACGCUAUAUAAUCAAGUCGAUCGGUAAAUUGCUAAAUCGUCUAUUGCCAACUCGUACACUCACCACAUGUUCUAUACUUCCAUUUAUUCUAAUGCCAUUCCGUCCAUCAACGUUUCGUCUAACAACCAUUCGGUCUAAUCAUCACUUCGUCUAAUCACCAUUCCGUCUAUGACCUUUUCGAUCCAUAACCAGUUAAUUGGUCUAAUAUCCAUUUUAUUUUCAUUUAUUUUGUUUAAUGAACACUUAGUACAAUUAGACCAAAUGUUAUAUGGACUAAAUGGCUAUUGGACCAACAGGUUAUCAGACGGAAUGGUGAGUGGACGAAUUGGCAAUUAGAGUAGACUAUGUGGAUAGUGGACGAACCGAUGGAAGGCCAAAUGAUAGCAGACAAGUUGGCGAUUGGACGAAUUGGCAUUAGACGAAUUGAAAAUUAACCGUUGAGUCAGACACGAUGAACGUCAUAAAAGUUCGACCAAGUUGGACGUUCAACAAGUUAACAAUGCUCCCAACAAGUUCUUCAGAUCAGAUUCAAAAUUCAAAUAGAAGUUAAGAGACAGAGAUGAAAGAAAUUUUGGACUGGAAUAUUUUGUUAUCAUUUGGAUGCAUGAAUAAUUCUGUAUAUUAAAUCGAUGAGGAAAUUAAAAGUAGCUGCAUUGA
Messenger RNA from Lytechinus pictus (painted urchin), 3747 nucleotides. RefSeq lists its product as uncharacterized. Lineage: Eukaryota; Metazoa; Echinodermata; Echinoidea; Temnopleuroida; Toxopneustidae. The transcript has 2 exons. The record is from RefSeq and is a predicted model, not a curated record. The coding region runs from base 376 to 1392 and encodes 338 amino acids.